This is a messenger RNA of Ziziphus jujuba (common jujube), 1236 nucleotides long. Its product is annotated as ankyrin repeat-containing protein BDA1-like. The transcript has 4 exons. The record is from RefSeq and is a predicted model, not a curated record. Gene Ontology annotation, molecular function: protein binding. The coding region runs from base 1 to 1236 and encodes 411 amino acids. NCBI's taxonomy places the organism in Eukaryota, Viridiplantae, Streptophyta, Magnoliopsida, Rosales, Rhamnaceae.
AUGGAUAGCAGAUUAUUUGAGGCAGCUAUUGCAGGCAAUAUUAGCACAUUAAACCAACUGAUUGCUCAAAAUCCAUUGAUUUUGGCUGAUUCUGCACUCAUUUUUCCACAUGAGAAUCCACUGCAUAUUGCUUUAAAGGCAGGGCAACUAGGUUCUGCACGUCAAAGGAGAGAUGGAAGAAGUACCAUUCACUAUGCUGCUAUCAAUGGUAGAGAUGGAAGAAGUACCAUUCACUAUGCUGCUAUCAAUGAUAAAGCUGAAGUUAUGGAAGAACUUAUUUCUUCUUGGGCUGAAUGUUUCAAAGAUGUGACAGCCCUUGGAGAAACUGUGCUCCAUCUGACUGUUAAAUACCACAAGUUUGAAGCUUUUAGAAAGUCAAUGGAAUGGCUGGAAACUAAUGGAUUGGAAGAGCUGGUGAAUUUGGGUGAUGAAGAUGGGAACACAGUCUUGCACAUUGCUGUCCUUAGAAAACAGCAUGAGUAUGUUCAGCUGCUGCUAAGUAAUGGCACUAUUGCCAGAAAAUUGGAAGUGAAUGCAAAAAACAAAGUGGGUUUGACAGAAAUGGAUGUCAUGGACAAAUUGAUAGUAGAGAAUCCAAGUAAUAUCCAUCUAGGGGAAACACUUCAGCAUGCUUCAGCUUCAACCACCACAUCUCCACCAACACUUUCUACUCAGCAUGUUGCACAGGAAAGAGACUCACCAAGUGAUACACGCAAUGUCCUGCUCGUUGUGGCCGCGCUCAUUGCUACUGUCACCUUUGAAGCAGGAGUCAACACUCCGAAUGGCUUUAUUAAAAAUAACACUGAAAAUAGUGCUACUAUAAUUGCACCGCCUUCAUUAUAUCCUUCUAUUGUACGGCCUCCACGGAGCUUUGAGCCCCAAGCAACAGCAACGGCAGCGGGUUUAAGUGUAUUCUUUGCAAGUCUAGGCAGUGCGCAGCCUGCAGAAGAGUCUUUCUUAUUUGGGAAUUCAUUGGGUCUUGCUUCAUCAAUUUGUGUCAUAAUCUACCUCACAUCUGGAUUUCCUUUCCAAAGAGAGCUUCACAUAUCUAUGUAUUCCAUGUUAUUUGCUUAUGGAUGGUCAAUACAAGAUAUCGAUUCAAAGAGCAAGACUGUACGGCAUAUUCUUAUGGGGUCUGCAUUUGUAUUACCUUUCUUGUUAAGAUGGCUGCCGACGUGGGCUAAGACAAUAUGGAGGUCGUACGACAAGAAGACAUUAGAGCAACCUCAUGCAUAA